This is a messenger RNA of Daldinia caldariorum, 2134 nucleotides long. Its product is annotated as proline-specific permease. NCBI's taxonomy places the organism in Eukaryota, Fungi, Ascomycota, Sordariomycetes, Xylariales, Hypoxylaceae. Gene Ontology annotation, cellular component: membrane. The annotation marks the transcript as partial. The transcript has a single exon. Gene Ontology annotation, molecular function: amino acid transmembrane transporter activity. The record is from RefSeq and is a predicted model, not a curated record. Gene Ontology annotation, biological process: amino acid transmembrane transport.
UUAAACAUUAAUAUUACUUAUUUUAAAGUUAAAUAUAAACUUAUUCCGCAAAUGUUCAUUUAUUAAUUUCCCCCAUAUUUCUUAUUAUUUUUAAAGGAUUCGGUUAAUGUCUUAAUGGUAAUUACCUAAGCAAACAUCAAACAUUCAGAUAACCCGAAUAAAUACGAAUAGUCUUAUCACAGGACGUGAUAGACUGCUUUGAAGGGCGAUAACAUCCUAGUAACGUGGCAUUUGGGGUUAACUACCUCCCUGAUUCGGUAUUGAGCUUCCCUGCGAUAGCACACCUGAGCUCUGCAAUGUGCGGAGUAGAUACCUACUUAAAUGCUUUUGUUAUGGGGAAGAUGUUCGCUGUAAUCUAUGCUCCUGCGCGGCCUGCUUGUUCGCCUUCGGUUCAUGCCGGUUUCGAGCAGAUGUCACUAUAUACAUCCAAUGUAAUAAGUCUAUCAUCGCAAAAAUCGCAAAAAUGGCAGAAGUCGAAAUAGGGCAAAAGGAUGGAAUUAAGGCGAACGUUGCUGAUAAUCAGGAGGAUGUUAUCGGCGACCUGAAAGUCGAGCAAGACACACGUCAUGUUGGCACGCUUGAUCGCAAACUUAAGUCAAGACAUGUGCAGUUUAUGGCCUUGUCGGGCGCUAUCGGUACAGGCCUUUUCGUCGGUAGCGGUCAGGUCCUAUCCCUUGCCGGUCCUCUAUCUGCCUUUCUUGCUUAUUUGAUCACGGCGUUCAACGUCUACUGCGUUGUGCAUAGCCUAGGCGAGAUGGCAACCUAUCUGCCCUUACCAGGUGCCGUCCCCGUGUACGCCUCGCGAUAUGUCGACGAGGCCUUGGGCUUUGUCCUUGGUUGGAAUUACUGGUACCAACUUGCCAUCGGCUGCCCGCUCGAGGUGACGAUUUCGGUUGUGGUGGUGGACUACUGGCCGAACGACGUUCCCAAAGCCGCGCUGAUCACCGUCUUCUUCUUAGCGAUGGUUAUUGUCAACUGCUUCCCGGUACGCGUAUAUGGCGAAGCCGAAUUCGUCUUCGGCGCAAUUAAGCUUACGACCAUCGUUGGAUUGAUCCUUCUCAUGUUUAUCAUUACCUUAGGCGGAACUCCAAGCGGCGAGAGAAUUGGAUUUAGAUAUUGGAACGAUCCUGGACCCAUGAACGAAUAUCUGGUCACGGGAUCACUCGGAAGGUUUCUCGCCUUUUGGAAGGUAUUCAUACAAGCCACGUUUUCAUAUGGAGGUUCCGAGAUGGUAGUAAUUGCUAGCGGCGAAACCGAGAGCCCACGACGCAAUAUCCCCAAAGCUAUCCGCCGAGUUUUCUGGCGAAUCGCUCUAUUCUACGUCCUCGCAAUAUUCUUGAUCACUCUGUGCGUGUCAUCCCAAGAUAGCCGUCUCUUAGAUGCCAUUAAGAACUCGGCUCCCGGCGCCGCGGCUUCGCCUUUCGUCAUCGCUAUCGAGAACGGCGGAAUCAAAAUCCUGCCUUCUAUUAUCAACGCUGUCAUACUCACUUCUGCUUGGUCCGCUGGCAAUUCUUUCUUCUAUUCAUCCACCCGAGUUUUAUACGCCGCGGCCUUGGACGGAAAAGCGCCCAAAUUUCUUAGGUACGAAAAAUGGGGUGUCCCGUACGCCUGCGUUGGUGCCACGACGGCCCUAAGUCUGCUAUGCUACAUGAACCUUAACAACAAAGGAGAAGAGGUAUUCUUCUGGUUCUCAAAUAUCUCGUCCGUCUCGACGUUGAUCGUCUGGUCGGCUAUCUGCAUCACCUACCUGCGGUUCUACUACGGUUUGCGAUUUAACGGGAUCUCACGAGACUCUCUGCCUUACAAGUCGCCUUGGCAGCCGUUCCUAGCUUACUUCGCCAUCUGCUUUUCUGUCAUUGUUGCGUUUUUUAACGGGUACGACGCGUUCUUCCCGGGAAAGUUCAGCGCAAAGACGUUUAUACCUCCCUACAUUGACAUUCCUAUUUUCGUCAGCUUAUUCUUGGGUUAUAAGAUAAUAAAACGAACGAAACUAGUUAAGCUAAGCGAUAUGGAUUUAUGGAGCGGUAAGGCAGAGGUAGAUAGUUUGGAGGGGACCUGGCCGGAAGCGAAACCUAGGAACUUUUUGGAAAAAGUUUGGUUUUGGAUCGCAUAAGUUUUUAUUUCAUUAAAGGUA